AUGUUGUCAAUUUUAAUUCAGAGGUUCUGGAUGGAAUUUAUCGAUGAUUUUGAAGUUCUGGCUGGAACCUAUCAAAGAUUUUGGAAUUCAGAGGUUCCAGAUAGAAUCUAUCAAAGAUAUUGGAAUUCAGAGUUCUGGAUGGAACCUAUCGAUGAUUUGAAAUUCAGAGGUUCUGGAUGCCAAAUAAUGGCUCUGAACUCUUAUUUUGAAGGUCCUGGUUCUUCAGUUUUUGACUUUGAAGAUGAAGGGUUCUUCGAUUCCUGGACUUUGAAGACAACGGGUUCUUUAGUUUUGGACUUUGGAGAUGACAGUUUUGCGGCUUCCAGUCAAAAUAACUGGAUUUAUAAAAUUGGCCAACACUACUUUAUAGAAAAGUUUCUGGAAAGAACUUCGAAGGUUCCUGGAAAGCUCCUUGAACGGAACUUUGAAGCAGAAGCUGAAGCUGAAGCUGGAGCUGGUGCAAGAGCAGGAGGAGACUUCUUGGAUGAGAACUUCAAAGGUUUGCAACUUCUCAGAGGUCUGCGACUUCUUGGAUGAUAUCUAAAGGGAACUUUGAAGGUAUUCUUUGAAGUUCUUUAAAAUUUUGUUCUUUUUCUUAACGAAACGUUACUAACUAAUUGAACGUUUUCUACUUUUCUACUUUUUGUAGGUCUACAAGUUUCUGGGCACUUUUUAAAUGCAAAUUUAAAUAAUUAUUUGUUGGAAUCGAACCAACUGGAACAAUGUCUAAACCAUUAACAACAAAUAGUAGAGAAAAGAGUAAAUUAGCUUUAGUUUUAGUGCAUUUGCUAAUAAAUAUUAUUACUUGUAAAUAUAUCUAAAUU
Messenger RNA from Rhizophagus irregularis DAOM 181602=DAOM 197198, 824 nucleotides. Lineage: Eukaryota; Fungi; Glomeromycota; Glomeromycetes; Glomerales; Glomeraceae. The record is from RefSeq and is a predicted model, not a curated record.